AUGUCCGAGUCGCCCGAGUCCGAUGUCCCUAAUUCCAUCCACCCUCGCUCCGCCAUGUCCUUCCCUUCAUGCAAGUCCGAAAGUCUUACCGAUGGACGAGCUGCUGUACACGACGAUGGGGACAUGAAGUUCGACGCGUCGGGCCGACGGUGGAACGAUGGCGCUCAAACAGCUGCCAUUGAACAUCUGGUGACCCUCAAGCAGGGGCUGCGGGCGUCGGACACUGAGCUAUUCUGGAAGCGCCUUAUGGAGGAUAUCACUUCCAUCAGCAAAGCACAAUAUGGAUUCGUAGCUCGGAGGGUACACGGCGGGGAGCCUAUGCCGGAACUCGGUGGGCGCCGGCCGUCGCUGUUUGGGGCGGUCUUUUAUUAUAACGACGGCUACCAGAACGUUGGACUGCAGCGAAACCGGUAUUUCGCAGGCGGAAACCCACUUCUGCAUAUGGAUCACGAACGACCCUGCUUGGUUCCUGAGAACCUCAAAUCUCUCGUCUCCUUUGGUGACGACCAACUGCCAUUCGCCGCCGAGGCGUACCUGGCAAUCCCACUCUUCUCGGCUGGCAAGUGCCUGGCGCAUCUCGGGUUGAUGUGGUCCAAAGAUGGCAUCCGGAGUCGAAAUCUGUCAUGGUCGUUUCUCGAGAUGAUUCUGCAUUCCCUGGAGGACUUGAUCGUUCAGCAACUAUUACAAGACGACGUUUUCCCCGAGCAUCAGACCACCGAGUUUCCAGCCUUCGACCCCACCAUUAUGCAAGAUGCACCGACUAGUACGAUUCCUGAAGAUUCCGAUUUCACGUCUCAACCUCUGAAGCCAUACGCCCGGAGUCUAUCCCAUGAGCUGCGAACUCCGAUGCAAGGUGUGGUGGGUAUGCUGGAUGUCAUGCACGCGACCGUCCGAGAGGCCAUGGAAAGCAAGACUCCCAUUAAAUCGGGCGGCAUAUUUCAGGCUCUCAAAGAGGGUAUUGAGAUGGUUCAAGACAGUGCUAGGCGGGCAGUUGAGGCGGCCGAUAAUGUCGUUCAUGCAUAUGACCUGAACAUGCAAGUCCCUAAGACACCACAAAGAGAGCGAGAAAACGGAAUCCUGGUCGAUCCGACCCCGCAAACCGACUCUAUCGAAUCCCGUCCAACCGUUUUCAUCGAAGGAAACAAUAUUGCCGUCAAUCCCUAUAAGAGACGACGAAGUCUGCCAUUGGACAUGACCUCGGGCCCUGCUAGGAAGCAAAGAGUUCGCGCGGCAUCAUCGCGGCAAGAACUCUCGCCUCGCAGCGAAGAAGUCAAGAACGCCGUUCACGAGAGCGACCAGAUUGUGCAUGCUUCACCGGCCCGCCAGAUUGAAGCAGUCAUGGCCAAUAUGGUCGACCCACGUCCAUCAAUCGCGGUCCGACGAUCCGCCCCUCACCUGCUCUUAGAAGGUAUCAACAUGAACCUUCGAGGUCCAGCUCUGCGCUUCACCAAAUUGCGAGACCUUCUCCGUCUGGUGAUCAACGAGUCCCUUCAUGUCGGUGGUCGCCCUGAUUCUGCCAUCAGCACUGCCACUGAUUUUGGCGAGAAGAUAGAGAUUCGGUCUCGAUCUUCGAAUGGCGAAAUCUUUACUAAAGUCGUGGAUUGGUCUGUUGACCCGGCCUUACCAGACACUCUUCUUGCCGACGAUCGGGACUUGGCCAAGUUGAUCUCGUGCGUUUUUCUAAAUGCCAUCAAGUUUACCAAUAACGGGACCAUCACUGUAUUUGCGACUGUCGACCCGAAAAAUGGCGAUGUCUUGAUUAUGGUCCGCGACACAGGCCCAGGAAUCCCCGAGGCGUUCCUCCCGAACCUUUUUAAACCCUUUGCCCGUGAAGAUGCUUCGACCACUCGGAGUAAGGACGGUCUGGGUUUAGGUCUUCUCGUGGCGAAGGGUCUUUCGCGGAAGAUGGGAGGUGAUUUAAUCUGCGUUCGCUCUUCGACUACAGGUCCCAACCAUGGCUCUGAAUUCCAGAUUCGAGUUCCUGUCAACCAACGUGAUGCGUACAAUCGCCCUGGGACCCCAAACGAGCGAAUGAUGACCCCACCAAUCAUCAAUGAUCAUUCUCGACAUGGCAGCGGAAGCAGCUUCACCUGGGAGCCUUCCUCCCUGAUCUCACCUUCCAUUAUCCAAAAUCAGCCAUUGCAACAACCGACACCCAGUACUGCUGAUGAAAACACAUCUCAAAGAUCGACGCCCCCGCGGGCUCUCGCCAAGCCCCGGCUUAAUCGUACCCUUGGCGAUACGUACGACAAAAAACUUGGAGAGAAAUAUCCACUCCGGUUUCUUGUCGCCGAAGACAACCGAAUCAACCGGCGUGUGUUGGUUAAUAUGCUUCGCAAACUGGGAUAUCGGGACGUUCUUGAAGCUGCUGAUGGCCGAGAAGCCGUUCAGAUUGUGCAAGACAUUUUAUCUGCGUCGGCGUCUGUCAAUGCCUCACCUACAUUCCCCACUACCGACGCACAACCGAUGUCUUCUUCCCUACCCGACUCUUCUCCCGAGAUGAAGCCAAUCGAUAUUGUCUUGAUGGAUCUUUGGAUGCCAAAAAUGGAUGGAUACGAAGCAACUUCUCGCAUUCUUCAAAUGGUUGAUGACCAUCAGAGCCAGGGCUCUGGGUCCGACGAUGGGUCACAGCUCCCGAGUGCUACAGACAGCCCUGAUAAGAUGGACAUGGAUACCACUGUCAGCCCGCCCCGGGUCCCGCGGCCUCCUACCGUCCUUGCUGUCAGUGCGGAUGUCACAGACGAGGCAUUGAAUCGUGCCUCGAAAGUUGGCAUCAAAGGCUACAUGACAAAGCCUUACAAGCUGUCCGACUUGGAACGUCUUAUCCUUGGAUUUUGUGGUAGCCCUAUUGAACCUAUUGGAGUGGCUCCACAAGCCUUCUCAGCCAUUUGA
Penicillium macrosclerotiorum is the source of this 2892-nucleotide messenger RNA. RefSeq lists its product as uncharacterized. The coding region runs from base 1 to 2892 and encodes 963 amino acids. Gene Ontology annotation, molecular function: phosphorelay sensor kinase activity; histidine phosphotransfer kinase activity. NCBI's taxonomy places the organism in Eukaryota, Fungi, Ascomycota, Eurotiomycetes, Eurotiales, Aspergillaceae. The transcript has a single exon. Gene Ontology annotation, biological process: protein autophosphorylation; phosphorelay signal transduction system. The record is from RefSeq and is a predicted model, not a curated record.